This is a messenger RNA of Cucurbita maxima (winter squash), 1945 nucleotides long. Its product is annotated as laccase-17-like. Gene Ontology annotation, cellular component: apoplast. The record is from RefSeq and is a predicted model, not a curated record. Gene Ontology annotation, molecular function: hydroquinone:oxygen oxidoreductase activity; copper ion binding. Gene Ontology annotation, biological process: lignin catabolic process. Bases 30 to 1748 code for a protein of 572 amino acids. NCBI's taxonomy places the organism in Eukaryota, Viridiplantae, Streptophyta, Magnoliopsida, Cucurbitales, Cucurbitaceae. The transcript has 6 exons.
AAUCUCCUAAGAUCUUGUUCUUCCAAGAAAUGGGUGUUUCAAAUCACAGCCUUGUCUUCUUCUUUUGCUUCAUUUUGUGUUCAUUUGUGAUUCCUGAGCUGGUAUUUGCAGGCGUAACCAGACAUUACAACUUUGAAAUUAGAUUGCAAAAUGUGACACGUUUGUGCCAUACAAAGAGCAUGGUGACAGUGAAUGGCAAGUUUCCUGGACCUCGUAUUUUUGCUAGAGAGGGUGACCGUUUACUUAUCAAAGUGGUUAACCAUGUCUCCAACAACAUAUCUAUUCAUUGGCAUGGGAUACGACAACUUAGAUCAGGUUGGGCUGAUGGACCAGCAUACAUAACUCAAUGUCCAAUUCAAAGUGGUCAAAGUUAUGUGUAUAAUUACACCAUUGUUGGGCAAAGAGGAACUCUAUUUUGGCAUGCUCACAUUUCUUGGCUACGAUCAACACUCUAUGGACCUAUAAUCAUUCUUCCUAAACAUGGAGUUCCUUAUCCAUUUCCCAAACCCCACAAAGAGUUCCCAAUCAUCUUUGGGGAGUGGUGGAAUGCGGAUACUGAAGCGGUUAUUAGCCAAGCUCUGCAAACGGGUGGAGGUCCGAAUGUAUCUGAUGCCUAUACAAUGAAUGGUCUUCCCGGACCUUUGUAUAAUUGCUCCGCUAAAGAAACAUUAAAGCUAAAAGUGAAGCCAGGAAAAACAUAUCUUCUACGUCUAAUCAACGCAGCAUUAAACGACGAACUCUUCUUCAGCAUAGCAAACCACACCCUCACAAUAGUCGAUGUGGAUGCCAUUUACAUCAAACCCUUCAAAACCAACACUCUUUUAAUAGCACCAGGACAGACCACAAACCUCCUCCUCCACACCAAAUCCCACUUCCCAAACGCCUCAUUUUUAAUGCUAGCACGACCAUACGUAACAGGUCAAGGAACAUUCGACAACUCCACCGUUGCAGGAAUCCUAGAAUACCAAACCUUAAAACACCAAAAAAACCUACCACUUUUCAAACCAAAUCUUCCCGCUCUAAACGACACUUCUUUCGCUACAAAUUACACCAAAAAACUUAGAAGCUUAGCCAACUUCGAGUUUCCCGCCAAUGUUCCUCAAAAAAUUGACAAAAAUUUUUUCUUCACGGUCGGGCUCGGGACAAACCCUUGUAACCAAAAGAACCAAACAUGUCAAGGACCAAAUGGAACAAUGUUUGCAGCCUCAAUAAACAAUGUUUCUUUUGUAAUGCCAAAUACAGCCAUUCUUCAAGCUCAUUACAAAGGGCAAUCUAAUGGGGUUUAUGUCCCAUUUUUUCCAAAUGAUCCUUUGAUUCCUUUUAAUUACACUGGUAGCCCUCCAAACAAUACUAUGGUUAGUAAUGGGACAAAGUUGGUCGUGUUGCCUUUUAAUACAAGCGUGGAGUUGAUAAUGCAAGAUACAAGUAUUCUUGGAGCUGAAAGUCACCCUCUUCAUUUGCAUGGCUUUAAUUUUUUUGUGGUUGGACAAGGAUUUGGGAACUUUGAUCCUAAUAAAGACCCUGCAAAUUUCAACCUUGUUGAUCCCAUUGAAAGGAACACGGUCGGUGUGCCAUCGGGAGGAUGGGUUGCUAUUCGGUUUCUCGCUGAUAACCCAGGAGUAUGGUUCAUGCAUUGUCACUUAGAGGUACACACAAGUUGGGGCUUAAAAAUGGCUUGGUUGGUAUUGGAUGGAAAGCUCCCUAAUCAGAAGCUCUUGCCUCCACCAGCUGAUCUUCCCAAAUGUUGAAACCAAUAACCAACAUUUCUUUGCUGUUGUUCUUGUUCUUGUUCUGUUUUUUUGUUUUGUCUUAGAUUGUUUUUUUUGUUUGGAAAAUCCUGUCUUUAAAUUAUCUUUUUGCCCUUAUAUCAAUGAGGAUAAGAUGUGUGGAAGAAGAGUGUUGUAGCAAUUUGUGAUGUGCUAAAAUGGCAAUUUUAUUGCUUCGA